This is a messenger RNA of Sceloporus undulatus (fence lizard), 4060 nucleotides long. RefSeq names its product chromosome alignment maintaining phosphoprotein 1 (gene CHAMP1). Lineage: Eukaryota; Metazoa; Chordata; Lepidosauria; Squamata; Phrynosomatidae. Gene Ontology annotation, biological process: attachment of mitotic spindle microtubules to kinetochore. Bases 124 to 3246 code for a protein of 1040 amino acids. The transcript has 2 exons. The record is from RefSeq and is a predicted model, not a curated record.
CACCUCCUCCCCUGUCUGUCUGCAUUCUUGGUGGAAACAAAACAGCCGCCAUUAGAGGGACGCUCUCCGUCGCUGCCGGGAUUGUCUUUCUCCUCGGAAUACUGGAACAUACAGUUUUGAAACAUGUGUACUGUUAUGCCAGCUGAGAGUAGAAAAAUCGACAUUUUGAACAUCCUACAUAAAACAACAGAGCGGUUAGAAUGUGAUCACUGUAAUUUCAGGGGCUCUGACUAUGAAAACAUACAGAUUCACAUGGGUACUAUCCACCCUGAAUUUUGUGAUGAAAUGGACACGGCAGGAUUGGGGAAACUUGUAUUUUACCAAAAAAGUGCAAAGUUGUUCCACUGCCAUAAAUGCUUUUUUACCAGCAAGAUGUUUUCCAAUGUUUAUUAUCAUAUCACAGCUCACCAUGCAGCGUCUGACAAAUGGAAUGAACAGAAAGAACUGUUAGACACAGAGACAGAACCCAUAAAGAAACCUUAUUUUGUGGAACCUCAAAAACCUUCUCUGUCUCCCGAAUCUCAGAAACCUGCUAUAAUUUCGGAGUGUCAGAAACUUGUUCCUUCCGAGCCCCUGAAAUCUGAUGGAGUGUUAUCCUCCAAGGCACAAAAGCCCACCACAGUUGCACCUGUGGAGCAACACAAGAUUGCUCCACUUGCUUAUCCAGAGCCACAGAAACCUAUCUCUGUUGUGUCAGAGCUUCCAAAACCUAUUCCCAUAGUGUCAUCAGAACCACUGAAACCAGCCUCUUCUGUGACUCCAGAACCACUGAAGCCUGCCUCAGUAGAGUCCCCAGAACUACCAAAGCCUAUCUCUGCACUGCUUCCUGAACCACAGAAACCUGCUGCAGCCACAUAUAUCGAGCCACAAAAACCUCUCCCAGUGGUACAUCCAGAACUGCUUGUCUCAGUCCCAGUUCCAGAAAAACCUGCCCCACUUGUACCUCUUGAACCACAGAAACCUAUGCCACCUGCAUCCCCAGAGCCUCAAAAGACUGCUUUGCCUGCAUCACCACUUGCACCUACAUCUGAAUCACAGAAAUUUGCUCCAACAGUGUCCCCUGAACUCCGCAGGCACUCGCCAGCUGUAUCUCCUGAACCCCGCAGGUACUCACCAGCAGUGUCUCCUGAGCCCCGCAGGUACUCACCGGCAGUGUCUCCUGAGCCCCGCAGGCACUCUCCAGCAGUGUCUCCUGAGUUAAAGAAACUUGCUCCUGCUGCUCUGUCUUCAGAAACCCGCAGGCAUAUUCCUCAGAUGCGAAGGCCUGCUUCAGCACUUUCUCCUGAGCCACGCAAGCCUGAAUUGCCAGUCUCCCCAGAUCCUUGGAGGCCCAGUCCUAGUAUUGCUCCAGAACCAUGGAGGCCUCCUAGUAUGUCUCAUGAGCAACAGAAAUCUAUUACUGUCUCUCCUUGGUCCCCUAAACCUCCACAAUCUAUACCCAUAGAACCCAGAAGACCUGCCUCAGAACCCAGAAGGCCUGGCAGUUUGAUGUCACCAGAAUCUCAAAAGUUUGUGCCAGAGCCUUGGAAAUCUACCUCCUUGCCUGAGUCUCAGAAAUCUAGUCUUGCUUCAUCAGAACCCUGGAAACCUAUUUCUUCUGUUUAUCCUGAAGGCUGGAAACCUGUUUUGUCUCCUGACACCUGGAGGCCAUCACCAUCGGCUCCACCCCCUGCUCCACCUCCUAUGCCAGCAGAACAUAGAAAGCCUUGCCCUCCAAUGUCACCAGAUCUUUGGAAGCCUUCCUUCUUUCCCGAGCAGCGCAAGCCGGUUCCUCCUGUGUCUCCUGAUCCUUGGAAAUUUCCUUCUGAUUCCCGAAAGUCUCCUUUCUUUCCUGAGACUCAGAAGCCUACUCCUUUUGUUUCUUCUGAACUCCAAAAACGUGCAUUAUUUUCUGAAAAUCGAAAACGAGCUCUGUUUCCUGAACAUAAAAAAUCUGUUUCUGCUGAGUUACAGAAACGCUCAUUCUUCCAUGAUGCCCACAUGACUUUUCCUGAAAUCCCAAAACAUGCCCUGUUCUCUGAUUCUCACAGACCUCCUCCUAUAUCUCCUGAAGUGCCAAAGCAUGCUUUCUUUCAAGAGCCCCAGAAGCAUGUUACUGUUUCUCCAGAAAUUCAGGACCAUGUUCCUUUCACAGAGCCUCAGAGGUCACCUGUUGUUGCUCAUGAAGUGCUGAAGUCUCCUGCAGUUUCUCCAGAAAUACAGAAACAGGCAUCCUUUGCAGAACUUCAAAAGCCAUCUCCUGGCUCUCCUGAAAAACAAAGGCAGAGUUUCUUUCCUGAACCUCCAAAGCAUUCUCUUUCACCUGAACUUCAGAAACCACCUUCUGAUCAGAAGCAGGUCCUUGGCUCUGAUGCUCAUAAACCAAUAGAAACAGCAGGCAUGGAAGUCCAUAAAACUGCUGUUUCUGACUUUAGCCAGCCUGCUGCAUCUGCUUUGGUAGACUUGCAGACACAUACUGAAUCUGACAACUUCCCUGAGCAGCCAGAAAUUGAAAAUUCAUUUAGUAGCCUGCUAGCUCCAAAGGAAGAGCCUACACAAGCCAAGGAACCUUCGGAAGAAGUAUCAUAUCCUGGUCCAAAGAAGAAGCCCAGGAAGGAAAAUCAGGAGACUUCUAGUACAGACCCAAAUAGCAGUGAAAGUGGAAAUACUGAAAUGGAGACAUCAGAUGUGAAGGAACAGGAGUCCAACAGUGAUCAGGAGCAGUUUGACACAGAAUCUUCAGAUCACAAUAAAGAUACUAAAACUGAAACAGCUACUCCUAAACGGGCUAAGUGUGUCCUGCAGUUUACAGAAGAGAAAGAGGCUUUCAUCUCAGAAGAAGAGAUAGCAAAAUAUAUGAAGCGUGGGAAAGGCAAAUAUUACUGCAAAAUUUGUUGCUGCCGGGCUAUGAAAAAAGGUGCUGUAUUGCAUCAUUUGGUUAACAAGCAUAAUGUCCAUAGCCCAUACAAAUGUGGUGUCUGUGGAAAAGCUUUUCUCUUGGAAUCUCACCUUAAAAACCACGUUGCUGCUCAUGGUCAAAGUCUGCUUAAAUGUCCACGUUGCAGUUUUGAGACAAACUUUCCUAGAGGCUUUAAGAAACAUUUAACUCAUUGUCAGAGCCGUCAUAACGAAGAGGCCAAUAAGAAACAGUUGGAUACCAAUACUGAACCAUGCAGUCAGAGCCAGCCAAGUGAAGAGGCUGUUAAGGUGCCAGUGGAAGGCACCGAACCAUUGAAUGAAUCACUUGCUGAACCACAAACUGAAUGAUUGUUCUUUUGGAAGUUCUCUGUAAAGUUGUGUUGUGGUGAGUGAAGUAAUUAAACUACGAGUCUAUUAUGUGACGAUGUUAGCAUGCCACAGUAAACGUUUGGCCAUAAAUUCAAUACAAAAUUAAGUACACUUAAACCAUUGAUCUAAAUGGAUGUGAGUAUGCUUAACUUUGUUGUGUUGUGGUCAUUAUUAUUAGUUUGAAGAAGUAGUAACACAUAACUGCCAAAUUAAUGAAGAUAUCAAAGAUGUUAGUUUUAAACAGGAAUUUUUAACAAGGAUUUAAAACAUUUAUCUGGAAGAUCAGACUUCUGUCUGACAGCUGGUCCGGUCAGUUUAACUGUACAAAUCCAGUUUCUUAUUUGAAGAAGCACCUAAUAGUGGAAUCAUCAGCAAAUGCAAAUUGUGUUAAGCCCUGCAUGCAGUAGUAUAGGUGUUUGGAAGUGUAAGUUGUCAGCAUUUUUAUAUAUACAGUACUGGGAGAAGAAAUUAACAGACUACAUUCAGUUGCUAGCCUCACCUGGUGUAAAACCAUUGAAUGAAAUGCUUGAUUCAGUGUUUCUGCUCUAGUUAGCAAUAGCCAUUGGAUUUAGGCUAUAGCUCCCACAUGUGAAUUACUUGCUUAGGUUAUUGAAAUAAUUGUGCUUCUUUUGUUAACAUGUUGGAAGCAUAUGUGUAGGAAACAGAUGACAUAAUAACAAAUGUAUUGGAAAUGCUUAUGUCCUAUCUUAUACAAUUGCUGUUUGUAUUUAAAAAAUUGAAUUUUAAGCAUUGUUUUGUAUUCUUCUCACAAUAAAAUAUAGUGUAUUUGGAA